AUGUUCAUACAUAAGUUUUAUCAAGAAACAACAGAAGAAAUCUCACCAGCAGAUGAUAUAUACCAACAAUUUAACCAUUUAAAAUAUGAGAAACAAUUGGAAAAAGACGAACCACUGGACUUUAACGAAUCAAUAACUGAAGAAUUCCUAUCUCAAAUGAAUAAGAAAUUUAAGGUUUGUCCGGAUUACGUUUCAUAUUCUCAAAAAAGACAUCCUCCUUACUCCCAAGGUCAUUUUAAAUAUCCAUAUAUGAGACCAGCCCCAAAAUGUCGAACAUUCACAAGUGAAGCCAUAGAAAAAGUAAUUGAAGAUUUGAAAUUACGUAUUGAAGAUCCAGAUUUAAGUCGAUUAUUUGAAAAUUGUCUACCUAAUACUUUAGAUACUACUAUUUUAUGGCAUAGAAAAACAAUUGAAGGUUAUCAUUCAUUUGUAGUCACUGGUGAUAUUCAUGCUGAAUGGUUGAGAGAUGCAGCUAGACAAUUAUCAGUAUAUCAACCUUUUAUAAGACAAGAUGCAAAAUUGAAAAAUUUAAUAUUUGGUGCUAUUAACACUCAAGCAUUUUAUAUUAAUAAUUCACCAUAUUGUAAUGCUUUCCAUCCACCACCUGGAUCAGGAGUUAAAAAAGGAGAUACUGCUUUUGAUAAUGUUCAGCCUAGACCAGAUUGGAAACAAGUAUUUGAGUGUAAAUAUGAAAUUGAUUCUUUGGCAAGUUUUCUAACUUUAUCUAAUGAAUAUUAUGAAAAUUCAGGUGGUGAUGAUUCAUUCUUGACUGAGCAUUGGAGAUCUGCAUUUGAGAAGAUCAUAUUAGUAUUGAGAAGAGAAAGUAUAGCUUCUUUCGAUGAAGAAACUGGUCAAAAUUUACCAUUUUAUUAUUCAUUUCAACGAAAUACAAAUAUUGGUAGUGAAACAUUACCUUUGGGAGGUGUUGGAAAUCCAGUAAAUUAUGGAACAGGACUUAUUCGAAGUGCAUUUAGACCAAGUGAUGAUGCUACAAUAUUACAGUUUUUCAUACCUGGUAAUAUCCACAUUUUAACUGAGUUACAAAAGGCUAGAAAAUCAUACCUUGAAAAAAUACCAGAUAAUGAAUUAUUAUUAAAACGAGUAGAUUAUUUUCUUGAAACUAUAUCUAAAGGUAUUGAAAAAUAUGGAAUAGUAAACCAUCCAGUAUAUGGUAAAGUUUAUGCAUAUGAAGUAGAUGGAUAUGGUUCUUCUGUCUUCAUGGAUGAUGCUAAUUUACCGUCAUUAUUAAGUAUACCUGAAAUGAAAUAUAAAUCAGCUACCGAUGAAAUUUAUCAAAAUACAAGAAAAAUGAUAUUACUGAAAUCUGGAAAUCCUUAUUAUUUAAAAGGUAUGUAUUUUGAAGGCAUUGGUGGUCCUCAUAUUGGUAUUCGAAAUGCUUGGCCAAUGUCAUUAUUAGUUAAAAUUAGAACUUCAAAUGAUGAUGAAGAGAUUCUUUCAGAUUUAAAAAUGAUCAUGUCAAAUACUGCCAAUCUUGGUCUUAUGCAUGAAAGUGUAAAUGUAAAUUCUAAACAAGGUAGAGAUUAUACUCGUUCAUGGUUUGCUUGGUGUAAUUCUGAAUUUGGAAAGACAAUUUUACAUUUAGCUAAAAAUAAACCUCAUUUAAUUUUUAAAAAAGAAUAUAAAGAUAAGGCAUAUAUAAUGGAAUAA
Messenger RNA from Insectozyma verbasci, 1668 nucleotides. The record is from the annotation of a GenBank genome assembly. Lineage: Eukaryota; Fungi; Ascomycota; Pichiomycetes; Serinales; Debaryomycetaceae.